Pelecanus crispus (Dalmatian pelican) is the source of this 1178-nucleotide messenger RNA. The record is from RefSeq and is a predicted model, not a curated record. NCBI's taxonomy places the organism in Eukaryota, Metazoa, Chordata, Aves, Pelecaniformes, Pelecanidae.
GUCUUCUUUUUGGAGACCUCCAGGGCAAACACAGAAGAAGAAAUGCUGUAGGCCAUAGAUGUCCACCAGCAAGAAGUGGCCAUCGCUGCGUGGCAGACAACGCCAACUUGUAUGUGUUUGGAGGCUACAAUCCUGACUAUGAUGAGUCUGGUGGGCCAGAGAAUGAAGACUACCCGCUCUUCAGAGAACUCUGGCGGUACAACUUUGCUACAGACACCUGGCAUCAAAUGGGCACUGAAGGCUACAUGCCCAGGGAACUAGCUUCCAUGUCACUUGUAUUGCAUGGUAACAACCUGCUUGUGUUUGGGGGCACUGGGAUCCCCUUUGGGGAGAACAAUGGCAACGACGUCCACGUCUGCAACGUCAAGUACAAAAGAUGGGCUAUGCUCAGUUGCCGAGGAAAGAAACCCAAUCGAAUCUAUGGCCAGGCCAUGGCCAUCAUCAAUGGUUGUCUCUACGUGUUCGGAGGAACAACUGGUUAUGUUUACAGCACUGACCUACAUAAACUAGACCUCAACACUAGAGAGUGGAUCCAGCUGAAACCAAACAGUAUGUCCUGUGACAUGCCAGAGGAGAGGUACAGACAUGAAAUCGCACAUGAUGGUCAACGGAUUUAUGUCUUGGGAGGUGGAACUUCCUGGACAGCUUAUUCCUUAGAUAAGAUCCAUGCGUACAACCUUGAAACCAACACCUGGGAGGAAAUUGCCACAAAACCUCAUGAAAAAGUUGGCUUCCCAGCAGCCAGAAGAUGCCAUAGCUGCGUUCAGAUAAAAAAUGAUGUGUUCGUUUGUGGAGGCUAUAACGGAGAAGUGAUUCUGGGAGAUGUUUGGAAGCUGAAUCUGCAAACUUUCCAGUGGGUCAAGCUCCCAGCUGCCAUGCCGGAACCAGUGUAUUUUCACUGUGCUGCUGUCACACCAGCUGGCUGCAUGUAUGUUCACGGAGGGGUGGUCAACAUCCAUGAAAACAAACGGACUGGCUCUCUGUUUAAAAUGUGGCUGGUGGUACCCAGCCUGCUGGAACUGUCGUGGGAGAAGCUGCUGGCAUAUUUCCCUCAUCUAGCAACUCUCUCCAGAUGUCAGCUUUUGCACCUUGGACUGACGCAGGGACUCAUCGAGCGGCUAAAAUGAGAACAACUCAUGCUUCUGUCCAAGACAUACUACAUCCAAGAAGCCCCCUCC